AUGGAAGAAAUUGCCUUCAGGAAGAAGGCUAUUCAUUCGAUUUCCAACAAGUGGAGACAAUGGGAAAUGAUGGGUGCCAAAAAAGAGAUUGUGGGUCUUUUGAAAGAUGGGGUUCCAAUUAUGGUCAGCAAGUAUUUCAUCCCUUACUAUGGAAGAGUAGAUAUAUCUCUUUGGUCGAAGGAAGAAAGAGAAUUUCUAACGGAAGAGAUAUGUAUGAUGUUAUCUAUUGGUGCAUUGGAAUUCUUCCAAGGAACUCCGAAGGUGGUGGCCAAGUAUCGAUUGGUACCGAAGAAAGGAAAGAAGAAAUUCAGAUUAAUUGUGGAUCUUCGUCCCUAA
Naegleria lovaniensis is the source of this 336-nucleotide messenger RNA. RefSeq lists its product as uncharacterized. The coding region runs from base 1 to 336 and encodes 111 amino acids. The record is from RefSeq and is a predicted model, not a curated record. NCBI's taxonomy places the organism in Eukaryota, Heterolobosea, Eutetramitea, Acrasida, Naegleriidae. The transcript has a single exon.